AUGGCACUUUUGGCACUUUCAGAAAAGUCCCAAGUCUCGAGCAGUAAUUCUUUCAAAGAAGUAUGGAGCCUAGUCUGGCAGCUUAAAAUCUCACCUAGAGACAAGGUCUUUUUAUGGAGAGUGAGUCUAGAAAUAUCCCUUCCUACUCAAUCUAAUCUUUUCAAGAAGAACAUUGUGGAGCAACCAUUAUGUCUUAUAUGCAGGUUGGAAGUAGAAGACAUAGUGCAUGCAUUAUGGAGGUGUGAAUCUGCCAAGGAUGUAUGGAGUGCUUGUUCAAAAAGUCUCCAAGAAUGUUAUCUACCUCAGCUGUCUAUGUUGCAGCUCUUUGAAGCCCUUACCAGGACCAUGAAGCCACAGGUGGUUCAAGAAUCUAUAGUUGUGGCCGCUAGGCAUAUAUGGUGGAGGAAGAAUUUUGUCAUCUUUAUUGAAGCAUUUGCACAUCCCUCUAUCACUAUUAGGGAGGCCAAAAACAAUCUCGAGCUACUAACUGAAGAUAAUCAAAGAAGAGACCUCAGAACCAGCAGGGCUUGCACAGCAGCAGACACAUGGCAGGCUCCCCCUUUGCACUGGCUCAAGCUGAAUUGGGAUGGGGCUAUUUACAAGGUUCAAGGUCUCAUUGGAGUAGGAGUGGUCGCUAGGGACAGUGUAGGCCAUAUUAUUGCUACAAUGAGAUCUAGCAAAUACAUCUUCCUUGACCCUUUACUAGCGGCUUAUGGGGUGUUGCAAGCAGUGAAUCUUGGACUGGAUCUUGGCUUUACACACGUCAUACUUGAAGGGGAUUCACUACAAGUUAUAAUGGCUCUCAAGAAUGAUAAAAAAAGGCUGGUGUAG
Juglans regia (Persian walnut) is the source of this 831-nucleotide messenger RNA. RefSeq lists its product as uncharacterized. The record is from RefSeq and is a predicted model, not a curated record. Bases 1 to 831 code for a protein of 276 amino acids. The transcript has a single exon. Lineage: Eukaryota; Viridiplantae; Streptophyta; Magnoliopsida; Fagales; Juglandaceae. Gene Ontology annotation, molecular function: RNA-DNA hybrid ribonuclease activity; nucleic acid binding.